GACGAGGGAGGCGAUGAUGAUGCUGCGAGCUCUGUCGACACGGAGCUGCAAGCAGAGUCGGUGGAGGCCGACGCGGGCACGAGCAGCGAGGCCAGGAUGGCGGCGCUGAGGGCCCGGGCCAUCCAGAUCGAGCGCGACGAGGGCGACGCGGCGGAGAUGGCCAGGAGGAACGAGGCUGAGGCGGAGGAGCGCCCGGCCUACGCGCCGCUGCCCGGCGAGGACGUAGAGAUCAACCCGCGCGCGGUGGCGCGCUACCGAGCGGACAGGCGGAGCCUGGCAGUGCGGGCCCGGGCGAGAGAGGUGUUCGCACCCAUCUCGAAGCCAUGGCACGGGAGGCCACGCAUGGCUCAGGCCGCCGUCGCGAUCGAG
Molecule: messenger RNA, 369 nt
Organism: Prorocentrum cordatum
Lineage: Eukaryota; Dinophyceae; Prorocentrales; Prorocentraceae
Source: the annotation of a GenBank genome assembly